Messenger RNA from Capsella rubella, 1122 nucleotides. RefSeq names its product putative F-box/kelch-repeat protein At3g20710. The record is from RefSeq and is a predicted model, not a curated record. Gene Ontology annotation, molecular function: protein binding. NCBI's taxonomy places the organism in Eukaryota, Viridiplantae, Streptophyta, Magnoliopsida, Brassicales, Brassicaceae. The transcript has a single exon. The coding region runs from base 1 to 1122 and encodes 373 amino acids.
AUGAAGAUGUCAAAUCUUCCAAAGGAUUUGGUGGAGGAGAUUCUCUCUAGGGUUCCGCUUAUAUACCUAGGAGCACUGAGAUCUACUUGCAAAAGUUGGAACGCUUUAUCCAAAACUAGGAGCUUUGUAGACAAGCACAUCAACAAAGCAGCCAUAUCAGGGGAAAAGCAGUUUCUGAUGAUCACGCAAUUCAAUGUUCGUUUGCUCGGCGCCAGUCUCGAUACAAGUGAAAACAACAAUGUUGAUCUAUCUAUACAGCAGAAAGCUAAAAUUACUAGCCGAGGUAAGCCAGCAGCUGAUGUAUUCUAUAAAGCUAAAGUUAUUCACUGCAACGGUGUAUUCUUAGGUGUACAAGGGAACAUGCUUGUGGUUUGGAACCCCUAUUGGGGACAAACAAAAUGGAUCUUAGCAAGACCUCCUCACGACCUGCCGAACAUGCAAGAACAGUAUGCUCUCGGAUACGACAAAUCCAGCUGUAGUCAUAAGAUUUUGAGGCUUUUAGGUAUUACCGUUAAGUGUCUCGAUAUCUACGACUUGAGCGCUAAGUCAUGGAAGAUUCCUGAUGGCACUCUUGAACACGAUGUAGAGUACAUGCGAGAUGGCGUGUCUUUGAAGGGAGAUACUUACUGGUAUGCUUUUGAUAAAGGAUCAAGAGAUGCUUACUUAUUCGCUUUUGAUUUUACAAGAGAGAUUUUUGGACCGCGUCUGCCUCUGCCCUUCAAUAAAGUGCCUAUGCCGUUGAAUGAAGGUUAUGCGACUCUAUCUGCAGUCAAAGAAGAGAAGCUGGCGGUGUUAUUACACCUGGGAGUUACAAUGUAUAUUUGGGUUACGAACAAGAUUGAGCCUGAUGAGGUGUCGUGGAGCAUCUUCUUAAAACUUAAUAUGCAACCAAGUGUUCGUUAUCACUAUGAUCUUUUCUUGAUUGACGAGGAAAAGAAAGUCGCAGUUGUUUUUUGGAAAGACGGGCCAGCGUGGUUUCAAGUUAAACCCACUUACGACGGAGCUUACAUCACUGGAGAGAAUGGUUAUGUCAAAAGUGUAAAUCUCGGUAAAUCUCCAAACACACUAGAGCUUUCCCGUCGUUUGUGCUCUUAUGUUCCAAGUUCUAUGAAAAUCAUGUAA